Messenger RNA from Mizuhopecten yessoensis (Yesso scallop), 5639 nucleotides. RefSeq lists its product as uncharacterized. Lineage: Eukaryota; Metazoa; Mollusca; Bivalvia; Pectinida; Pectinidae. Bases 237 to 1484 code for a protein of 415 amino acids. The record is from RefSeq and is a predicted model, not a curated record. The transcript is spliced from 2 exons.
UGACAUUGACAUGUGCCUAGAAGUAUUAGGUGCAAGUUCUAUAGACAACUAUAGAACGAACUGUUGGAACAACAAGGUUUAGUGGCACGAUAUAAUGACUGCUAUCGAAUAUCAAUAAGUUCAAACGGAUUUGUACACCACAUAACGGCAAUACACAAGGAAUAGAAAACCUUACAGUAUCAGUCGACGAUGUACAGAGAUAAGACCUGUAUUCAACUUGAUUCACUCACCAAAUCAUGAAUUGCACUGAACGUCAAGUAAUCGAAGACUUUCGUCAGAAACUUGUCAGAACUGUUGAUCCAAUCGCGAUAGCAACUACAUUAUAUCUACAAAAACACUGCAAGCGAGAGCUCUUUGAAAAGAUCCGGGACAAAAGUGACAAAAAAUCAAGUCGGGAACAGAUUUGGAAUACAUUUUUGCCAAAUAUUAUUCUUUUCUGCCAGUUCGGAUCAUUCUGGUUAGCUCUUUAUACAUCGGGCUAUGAACUGUUAUCAAUCGAACUAUUACUGCAAUUUUGGCAACAAAAUUUGAACACCGAAUUAACCGCUGAUCAAUCUCAUACUGAAUGCGAAAAGCAAGGUUACUUUUUAUUACUGAAAGUAAGUUUUCACGACAGAGCAUUCAGAGAACCACAUGAAUUGUUGUAUAAAACAUUAGAAGGACAUAGGACAAAAUAUGAGGAAGCCAUUAACACCAGAGAGAAGGUGUGUGCCGCUGACCGUUAUGCAGACUGCCUCUGUGUUGUCAUCGACACUAAGGCGAUGGAAUUCAUUGGAAAGUUACCUACCCACGAACUUUUCGAUAACCUUAAAGCUAUCAUUCCAGAAACUUCAAAUACCUCACUAACAGAAGUUGGCUAUUACUCGCGACUGGCCAUUGCACAUGGCAUGGCUGACAUGUUUGAGGAAGGACGUAGAUUUGUGACUAAAGCGCAAAUGGCUGCUUUCCAGAUUAACCAAUCUGCCCAGUACGUGUAUAAUAUGUUAUACAUUCAUAUUCACUUCCUUUGCAUGCAGGCAAGCAUUCCAAAAUCAGCUGAUAUAGACGGAAUCAUCGAUGUAGCCAAGCGAUUCCUGCAGAGCAUCCCCGAUCAAGAUGAAGGAGCAGUUUUCUGGAAAAAAAUGGUCGCGCUCCGCAUUGUUUGUUUUUUGCUUGGAAUCAGUCACAAAGGCCACAUUAACGAAAAGCAAAAAGUUGAGAAAAAACAUGUUGCUCUUGCUAAGACUUUCUUGGAAGUUAUUGAUGCCCGUUGGGAUAGGAUCGAAUACAUACGCAGAUUGUUCUAUUUUGUGUGCCAAGCACGGAUUCAGGAACUAGACUUUCAGGAGCACAGGGGCAAAGAUAAAAACGCCGUUGAACGUCUCGAACUUGCCAUUGAUCAAUUGCAAGGUACCGUGGCAAAAGAUCCAGAAAAUACCUUUCGAGAAACACCUUUCGCUACAUGUUACAUUUCAAGGUUACGCCAACUGAUCAGCAAAACUUAAGAAAUGCAUACUAUUCAAUCUAACAAAAAUGAAGCACUAAGCCUAUGGCUAUUUUUUGCUUCUGAGAAUGAGUGUGGUUUUGUUGUCGUUACGCCAAGUCUCAAAUGGAUUUGUCAAGAUUUACAUAAGGUUUUAUCGAUAAUGAAGGGUCUAAGGUCUACAUGUUAAAAUCAUUGCCUUAGUUUAAUCAACUUUGAGUUCAAAGUACGCUUUGUGGCAAGCAACAUUAUACCAUUUUAUUGUUUAUUAGACAGAUACUAUUAAUAUAAAUCUCAUUAGGCAUUGGUUAGUGGAUCCGUAUUCACCUCCCCAUCUUCAUCAUUACCAUGAUCUCCAUGUGUUUCGUCAAUCGAUAAAUGGUGCCUGGUGUCCUACUUGGUGCAACAACGUAUUUGAAGAACACAACUUUAUCCGUUUGGAACUGAUGAAAAGGAUUUAAAGAGAGACGGAAGCGGAUAGUUGUCUUGUUGAUAAAUUGCCGACUUCCCUUACAGGACGACGGCAAGUUGGAUUUCAUUUUCAUUUUCAAUUCGUUAGUUGUCCCGAUAACAAAAUUUAUACAAUUCUUUGUUCACGAAACCAUAGAUUCGCGGUAUAAUAUAUUGUGAUCAAUGGAAAGGAAUCGUUUGUGAUUUCGUGCGUGGUUUGUAUCAUUUCACGUAAAGCAACACAAUUUGACUUAUAUCAGUGAUAAUCGGUUCAUUAGAAAGUGUUAUAUAAUAGGACAAAAUUGUACCAAAUGUGGAUGUUCGACAAACGUGAUAGAUACGCCAGCUGUUCUCAAACUACGCUAAUUGUUUUUAUAAAUCUUCGAGUUUGUCCAUGGAUAUUUUCAUACCCGAACCUAGACAGUCUAAAUGUUGUGCAGGAAUGUUUGUAAAAUCCACGUAAUUCUGAAUACUGAAACCAGUCUUUUUUCAAAAUAAAUCAUGUGUCGUUAAAGAAUAAGCUAUAUAUUAUAUAAAAGAAAGGAAUUUGUCAGUUUCUCUCCAAAAUAUCCUUCCACGUGCACAUUUUCCCGACGUUUUUCAGUGAACUGAAUCAUUCGAUUCCUCACAUUGAUCAUGCAAGUGGAACAAUUAGCUGCUUACAUUUCGGUGAGCCAGUCUUGUUAUGAGAAGAAGAUUCACAACUAUGACAAAACUGUUUAGAUUAUGUGCAUAAUACAAAAGUAAAACAUCAAAUUCAACAUUGAAGGAAUGUGUUAUGAGCAGCAUAGCGUGAUCACUUUAUGAAAUUAUCAUAUUCGUUUUACAAUGUACGUUUUACAAUGUAUGAAACUCAUUCAACCUAGGUUGAAACUCAUUCAACCUAGGUUGAAUUAGUGUUAAAUAUUUACAUUACGAUGCUUAUUAAUAUCACAAUUCAUGCAAUUGUUUACUAUUGCCCUGCAGUAUGGGCCUAGACUUGAUGGAAUUACUAUUAGAAGGAAACACACAUUCUAUUUGUUGUUAAAACUGGCCCUGACGUCUUCAAAUUCCUAACUCUAAGGAUGUUCCUAACUGACAUAAAUUAUUUUCUCAAUUCUUUUUUAACUUUUACCUACUAUUUUAAAUCAAGAGAUUUCCUAGCGAUUUUCAAUGAUUAUUUUGAUACUUUGAUUUUAAGAAUCGGCCUUGUUAUGUUGUUUUUGCAAACACCUAAAGCAGCCAUUUAUGAUAUAUUGGAAGCCAUACGUUAUGGAUUUUUUUUUCUCUAUUCUUUUAUCUGACAAGCAUGUACUGUGUAAGCAACCAGGAUUGUGUAAAGGCGGUCAUACAUAAAACAGUUUAGAUCCGAUAUCUAUAAAGGCAUGCAGGACAUAUUCUAUAUAUACACAACUACAUAAAACUGUAUGCUACUGAUAUAUUCACUGAUUAUUGGAUUUACUCUAUUCAUUGUUGUCAUCAAUUUCCUUAAAAGUACCGAUAAGUAACUUCUGAAUAUAUAAUAUUAUAUCAUUGGACAAGAUGUAUAUUCGAUAUACUAUAUCGAUAGCAACAUUUUGUAUGAGUUCCAAUCUGGUUUUAGAAAAUCCUAUUCCACUGACUCCUGUUUAAUUCACAAGGUUGAUCACAUAAGGUCCCAGACGUAUAAAGGUAUCUUCACUGGAAUAGUAUUACUAGACCUACAUAAGGCCUUUGAUACAGUUGAUCAUGGGAUUUUGUGUGAUAAACUUGGGGUAAUUGGCAUUUAGUCGAUGGAGUGGUUCACAUCAUACCUUACUAACAGGAAACAAUUAGUUAAUAUCAAUAAUGUGAACUCGGAUAUUUGUAAUAUAACAUGCGGGGUACCCCAAGGGAGUUUAUACGGACCCCUUCUUUUUCUCAUUUAUGUAAAUGACAUGCGGAUCAGUAUUGACCCAGGAUGCAAAUUAUUUCUGUACGCAGAUGACAGUGCAUUUAUCUUCUCGCACAAAGACCCAAAAAUGAUUUCAAAAUUUCUAUCUAAAAAUUUAGAGUCAUGUCACGAUUGGCUAACUAAUAAUAAACUAUCCUUACAUCUCGGAAAACAGAGAGUAUUUUGUUUGGCCCCAAAAGGAAACUUUCCAAAUUACCUGAAGGGGCUUAUUUUCUGAUUCAUGUUACGGUAAUAUAUUUGUGCCUCAGGUGUGUGUUAAAUAUCUUGGUAGUAUAUUGGACAACGUUUUAUCUGAUGAACAAAUUGUCCAAAGUGUUAAAAAAAGUAACCAGAGAUUGUGGUUUCUAUAUAGACCAAGAAAAACCCUGGUGUCGGCACUGAUCCAAUGUCAGUUUGACUAUGCUUCUAGCUGCUGGUUAGAAAGCUUAUCCAAAAAACUUCGACAAAAACUUCAAAUUACACAGAAUAAAGUGGUCAGAUUUAUUCUGAAACUUAACAACAGGUUAAGAGUCACCCACCGGGAAUUGGAACAAGCUAAUAUGUUAGAUGUUGGGGACAUAGUGAAACAGCUCCGUUUUAACCAUGUCUUUGAUAUUCAACAUAACAAAUGUCCAUCCUAUAUGAAAGAAUAUUUUACUAGAACAGAGAAAAAAACACUUACCAGGAACAGUGAUCUGAAUUUCAACAUUCAUUGUAUAUAAAAGGUGUGGAAUCGUCAUCGUUUUUCUAUAAUGCUAUCAAAGAUUGGAAUAACUUGCCACAUUCAAUAAAAUCUGUAGAUCACAAGAUGAAAUUAAAAAAUGAGAUAAAAAAGUACUUACAAGAUUUGGCAAAAACUGAUUUUGAGCAAGAAUUCAUCUUCUAAAGGUAAUUUUUAUUCUAUCCUAGUGGGCGACUCCAAACUUAUUCUAAUAAAUAUAUGUAUUACGAAAAUUUUAACUAAAGUACUACUUUGUAAUGUUUUAAUUUCCAAUUUCAUUUAAAUGAGGCUGCAAUUUUGUUCCAGUUAUCCUAUUUUUGGUGACUACCAAUUCAAUAUGUACCUUUUAAAAUGUUACGUAAGAUUUUAUAACCAUCGUCCUCAGUUUUUACUUUAUUAAUAAGUCAUUUUUAUAUAUGUAUUAUACCCCAAAUUGUUAUAAUUUGAUAGACAGAUAAUAGGAUAACAUCAUCUUGCAUUGUGAUAUGUACAGUAAUACAUAUAAUUGUUAUUUUAAUAUUACAAGUGGAAAUAGCAUCUUGCACAGCCCCAAAUAUAUAUAUAUUCUUAUUUUCUAAAGAUACGUAAAACAUAACUCCAUCGUAUACUGUCAAAUAAUAUAAUAUCUUAUUUUGAUGAAAUAAUAUAACAUCAUCAUAUUUGACCAAUUAGUACAACUAAUUCUAUUCAUAGUAUUACGAUAAAUUAUACCAUCUUAUAUUGUCCAAUUAUUAGGACCUUUUGUUGUCUAAAUAAUUAAGAUCGUUACUAGAGGACCCCAUUGGAAAUAAGCUGCCAUCCAGCUUUCAUGGGAUAUCCUUGGUAAAAGCUUAGUCAUCAUGCAGAUACAUUAUAUUUAUAGUGCUCCAAAAUUUGUGAUAUUAACCUUGAUGUGAUAAUCAAAAUACUGUGACAAAUCUGUAAUUAUUAUGCAACUGAAAUCUGUGAUCAUAUGUGAUAUUUGUACUUGUAUCAUGCAUUUACCGAAUAAAUAAAUAAAUAUCAUUAUAUGGUGCAUUAUGACUGAUGACAAAGGACUAUAUAUAGUUUGGGCCGUUUUCGGCCCCCAAAUCCAUCGAAAUUAAAAGUCUUCAAUAGAACUCUCAAAUGACUAU